UUUAAAUUUUAUACGAAACUCAUUUGGAUGUAUGGUCUUGGAGUGCUAUGGUUUGACUGAGUGCUCGGCAUUUGUUACAAUCACCCAAUGCGGCGAUCAAUCAUCCGGCUCUUUGGGUCCGCCGUUGAGCUUUAACUCUGUUAAGUUAAUGGACGUUAAAGAGUUGAAUAUUGUGGCCAAUAAAGAUGGCAUAGGAGAGAUAUGCGUUAAGGGAACCAACGUUUUCUCCGGAUUCUACAAUAACCCGGAGUUCAGCGAACAACUGUUCGACGCCGACGGUUGGUUUCAUACGGGAGACGUCGGCCAAUGGCUUAAGAACGGGACAUUGAAAAUACUGGACCGAAAACAGGAUAUCUUUCAGUUGACUAAUUCAUUGGAGUCGGAUCUGGUCUGUCCCGACAAGAUUGAAAACAUAUAUAUUCAGUCACAAUACGUGGGACAGGUCUAUAUCGAUGCCAACUAUUUUCAGUCAUCGUUAUUAGCUAUUAUCAUACCAGACGUGGACGGCAUAAAUCUAUGGUGCAGUGAGAACAACAUGUUGUUAUCGGCAGCCGAGGCCUGCAAGAAUGUGGCCUUUAAAAAUACUGUAUUGAAUGAUAUACUGAAUAUUGGAAAGCGUGAAGGAUUAUCAUCUACUGAACAGGUAACGGAUAUCGCUCUCCAUAGCGAGCCGUUCACUCAAGAGAGCGGUUUUCUGACGCCAACCAUGAAAUUGAAGAGACAUGAGUGCAGAGUACACUUCAGGGAACUUAUCGAAGAAGUCUCAAAAAAUAAGGACAAACAGGAGGUCCAGAAGAUUAUCUAAUAAUAAAAAACUAUAAAAAACAAAAAACAAGAAAAUGAGGGAAAGUUUUAUCAUUUAAAAAAUAUUUCCAAACAACAAAAAAAACAUUUUUCUUCAAACAAACCAAAAAUAAUAAUUGCUUUCGUUUCACACUUUCAUUUAUCAAACACACAACUAAUUGCUAUCACUUAAUCAAUCAAUUAAUUUCGAUUUUUAUAUAUAUAUAUACUGUACUUAAUAUUUUGCAAUGUGAUUAAUGUACACAAAAAUUUAUUAUUUACUCAAAAGAUUGUAUCA
Molecule: messenger RNA, 1081 nt
Organism: Oppia nitens
Lineage: Eukaryota; Metazoa; Arthropoda; Arachnida; Sarcoptiformes; Oppiidae
Product: long-chain-fatty-acid--CoA ligase 1-like
Exons: 9
Coding region: 32-805 (257 amino acids)
Biological process (GO): long-chain fatty acid metabolic process
Cellular component (GO): membrane; endoplasmic reticulum
Molecular function (GO): long-chain fatty acid-CoA ligase activity
Source: RefSeq, a predicted model, not a curated record